This is a messenger RNA of Wasmannia auropunctata (little fire ant), 1512 nucleotides long. RefSeq names its product maspardin-like. The record is from RefSeq and is a predicted model, not a curated record. NCBI's taxonomy places the organism in Eukaryota, Metazoa, Arthropoda, Insecta, Hymenoptera, Formicidae. The coding region runs from base 238 to 1218 and encodes 326 amino acids. The transcript has 8 exons.
GUAUAAAUUGAACAAGAUAGGGUAGAAGCAUAUAGGCUUUAUUUACAGAAAAUAGUCACGUUUCGGUUAACAGCUAGCAACUAGCAGUUGAGUCGUGUGAUGAAUGCAUUGAGCAGGUCAAGAAGGAAAUUUAUUCGGAAAGUUUCACAAGGAGACGCGGAUAACAAUGAUGAAAGAUUGUCGAUGGCUGCGGAUGUACUUUGGCGGCGUGUUAUGCAAACUAUAUUAUUAUAAUUAAUGUACUCCCUCUUUCGAUAUCAAGAAGGACACGAUUAUCGUCGAGCAACGAUAACACUGUGCAACAUACCGACUGGCGUCGUUGAGCGAAAACAAAAUAUGUCUUCGUACUCGAGCGAGCUGUCACGUUCGCAGGAAUAUCUGAGCUUUCGCAGCUCCAUACCACUCAGGAAAAUCGUCGUCGACGCUGACGGCGCUAAGGGAUGGAAGGUGUAUGAUUCUAAUCCAAAAACUAUCAAGUGCCCACUUAUAUGUCUUCCACCCGUUUGCGGUACCGCUGAUAUUUUUUUUAGGCAAAUAUUAAGUCUGGCUGCCAAAGGUUAUAGAGUUAUCUCAGCUGAGGCACCAGUAUAUUGGAGCAUAAAGGAAUGGUGCGACGGAUUCAGAAAACUGUUAGACUAUCUAGAACUUGACAAAGUCCAUCUUUUUGGUGCUUCCUUAGGUGGUUUUUUGGCACAGAAAUUUACAGAGAUAAAUGCACACUGUCCUAGGGUAGUAUCUCUGGUUUUGUGCAACACCUUUACAGACACAUCUGUAUUUAGUUACAAUGAUUCCGCAGCAGUCUUUUGGAUUUUACCUUCAUUAGUAUUGAAGAAAAUGGUAAUGGGAAAUUUUGCAACAGAGAAAGUCGAUGAAGAGAUUAUAGAGGCGAUUGAUUUUAUGGUGGAACGGCUGGAGAGUUUAACGCAACCCGAAUUAGCAUCUCGUUUAACAAUGAAUUGCAUAAAUUGUUACGUACAACCUCAAAAGAUAUGUCAUUUACCUGUGACAAUAAUAGACGUUUUUGACGAAUAUGCAUUAUCAAAUGCAGUCAGAGAAGAAAUGUAUAAAUGCUAUCCAAAUGCAAAACUAGCACAUUUAAAAAGUGGUGGGAAUUUUCCAUAUCUAAGUCGAUCCGCUGAAGUUAAUUUGCAUUUGCAGAUUCACUUAAGACAAUUUGAAGAUACGGAAUAUACGGCUUUAGAAAAAAUUAAGAUUUAGCGCAACGCAUUUAGGGAAAAUGUAAUAAAAUCCAGAAACUGUAUAUAAAUAUUAAUUAAACAGAAAUCCAUUGCUCAUACGCGGAUAUUAAGAUUGUAGACAACCUCUAUGCCUUUUGUAUAAUUAAGUCAAACAUAUUAUUUGUCAAUGCUCUCAGUGAAGGAAUAUAUUUGUUAUAUAAUGCUUAAGUACUGUAGAAUUAUACCACUACUAGGAAUUACAUGACAUAUAUUGUUACUUAAUUUGUUACCUAAUAUUUUGUUUUUAAAUAUAAAAAGCAUUUAUAUUUUGUAA